Cottoperca gobio is the source of this 2114-nucleotide messenger RNA. RefSeq names its product solute carrier family 14 member 2 (gene slc14a2). Lineage: Eukaryota; Metazoa; Chordata; Actinopteri; Perciformes; Bovichtidae. The record is from RefSeq and is a predicted model, not a curated record. Gene Ontology annotation, cellular component: membrane. Gene Ontology annotation, molecular function: urea transmembrane transporter activity. Gene Ontology annotation, biological process: urea transmembrane transport.
AGGAGCAGAUCAGAUUCUGAGUUUGACAAUAAUGUUCUGCUUCAUUUCAUAUGGAAUAACAAAAUACCUGCAUUAAAAACAUCACGUCACCUGACCAAAUCUUCACAUCAUUUGGGGUUAUCAAUGUAGGAGAAAGGGCAGAAAAGUAUGUGCGUGUUGAGAGACUUGGGUGUGGAAAGGAUUACUGUACAGUACUGUAGAGACUGAGAAGAGGAAAAGAAGAGGUGGGGUUUCUCAGUGGUGUGUUUCUAUAAAAGCUUCGACUGGAAGUGUUCACGAGACAAGCUGGUCACCCUGCAGCCUGCGUCUAUUCUGGGACACAUGCCUGGAUCACACUGCACAAAGGAUAUUCAAAAGAAUAUCAACUGUGUCACUCCUGCCACCUACUUCACUGAGCUCCUGCCCCUGAUGGAAAAACCUAACCUGCCGUCUGAACAUGACAACUCUCAGGAAGAUGGGAAAGAGAAGGAUCCUGUGCAGCCAGGGCCCACACUUCUGCAGAGGUCCUGGACCCGCUUCCUGAAGGGAAUCUCCUACUUCUCUGGAGACAUGAAGGUGUUUGGAGAAUGGAUGAAAAAACAGUUUUUGCUACUGCAGCUGCUGGACUGGGUUUUGCGUGGAGCUGCUCAGGUGAUGUUCGUCAACAACCCUCUAAGCGGCCUCAUCAUUUUUGCAGGCCUCAUCCUGCAGAACUACUGGUGGGCCCUCAACGGCUUUGUGGGAACACUGUUUGCCACCAUAUCUGCCCUUAUUCUGCAACAGAGCAGGGGUGCAAUAGCUUCCGGGCUGUAUGGUUACAAUGGCAUCCUAGUGGGUCUGCUGAUGGCUGUGUUCUCUCACAAGGGAGACUGGUACUGGUGGCUCCUGCUUCCCAAUAUCUUCUUGUCCAUGAUGUGCCCGAUUCUGUCCAGCGCCCUGGCAUCUAUAAAUAGUCGCUGGGAUCUGCCAGUGUUCACCCUGCCCUUCAACAUCCUGGUGUGUCUCCACAUGGUCGCCACCGGACACUACAACCACCACUUCCCCCAAGUCCUCAUUCAGCCUCGCUCAGAGCUGCCCAACAUCACCUGGGAUGAAAUCGACGUAGGCAAGCUGUUCAUGUCAGUGCCAGUGGGAAUAGGCCAGGUCUACGGCUGUGACAACCCUUGGACAGGAGGAAUCUUCAUCAUCUCACUUUUCAUCUCCUCCCCUAUCACAUGCGCUCAUGCUGUUCUGGGAUCUUCUGUGGGAAUGGUUUCAGGCUUGGCUCUGGCGGCGCCUUUUGGAGACAUUUACUUUGGCCUCUGGGGAUACAACUGUGUGUUAGCAUGCAUUGCUAUCGGAGGAAUGUUUUACGCUCUCACCUGGCAGGUGCACUUGCUUGCCAUCACAUGUGCUUUUUUCUGUGCAUACCUUGGCUCAGCCAUUGCCAAUCUUAUGUCUACGUUUGGUCUGCCGGCCUGCACUUGGCCUUUCUGUCUCUCUGCCCUCGUUUUCCUCCUUUUAACCACGGAGACCAAAAAGAUCUUCAAGCUGCCUCUGGCCAAAGUCAACUACCCAGAGAAAAACCUGGUCUACUUCUGGAAGAUGAAGAAGCAGGAGAAAAUGGAGAAGGCUGAGAAGGACAGGAAAGAGAGUGCGGAGCAGAAGAAAGCCUUAGAGGAAGAGGUGAUACUGAAUGAGAAAGAAUAUCUGAGGAUAGAGUUUGGAAAAUUGGAUGAAAAUAGAGCUGCAAGUGAGACAUCAGACGAUGAAAAUGAAACGACACACGUCGACAAACAGCAGCGUACGGAAGAAAAAGAAAUCCGACACAAUGAUUUAACCAAGGUCACUCUUGGUAAUUAGGAGAGAGAGAGCGAGAGAGAGCGAGAGAGAGCGAGAGAGAGAGAGAGAGAGAGAGAGAGAGAGAGUGAGAGAGUGAGAGAGCGAGAGAGAGAGAGAGAGAGAGAGAGAGAGAGAGAGAGAGAGAGAGAGAGAGAUACACACUGAUGGAAAAUGUAUGACGAAUGUAAUAAGUGUAUCUGUAAAGAUUCUUCCAGAGUGUUUUGCAUUUGUAGUCCAGAUGUUUCACUGGACAUGUAGCAUUUAUUUUCUCUGUAGAAUAUAUAUUUUUUCAAUAAAUUAUUUUAUAAUAAUCA